This is a messenger RNA of Suillus paluster, 720 nucleotides long. RefSeq lists its product as uncharacterized. Bases 1 to 462 code for a protein of 153 amino acids. The transcript has 6 exons. The record is from RefSeq and is a predicted model, not a curated record. Lineage: Eukaryota; Fungi; Basidiomycota; Agaricomycetes; Boletales; Suillaceae.
AUGAAGUUCGCAUGGCUCACCACUCUGAUCGUGUCCGCCGCAUUGAUGACUGGCGUAGCUAUCGCAUCUGAGGACCUCACGUUAAACCCCCAGAACCUACCCUGCGACAACGCUGAUCAAGUGGGAUGCUCACGAGGCAUACAAGGAUAUAACAAUGGAAACGAUUUCGGGUAUUUCUGUGGAUCUGAUGGCAAAAUCACGCAGGCGGUGCAGGGAAGGGCUUCGUCUGCGGGAACACUGCUUAACUCUAACGUGCCUGAUCUGAGUGUUGAUAUGCUUGCUUUCGCUAGGGUGUCGAAAGAGUGCCCCAGUCUCGCACCAAGUAUCCUAGAAGUUCCUGGAUGGACACCUGGAAGCACAAACCCUGGGCUGUCAGCACUGAAGCGCAAGAGGUUUUGGCCUCAGGCCUCAGGACUCGGCCAGACGCUGCACAGUGAUCCGCCAUUUCAAAUUGAUUGGUGAGAGGACAGGACCAAACUUGACCAAACAGGGUGAGCUAAAGGUUCACUGGAGCCUACUGGAUCUUCUGUUGGUUUCGAUCCCCCACUGCAGGCUGCAGCUAACGACGAAGUUAGCAAAUCGAAAGAGGAUCAGCGCCGUCACGAUUCGCUUUGAACGAGAUUGGGACCAUAACGCAUGGCGAUCUCUGUCACGAGAAAUCUAUCUCAAUCAUUGCGCCUACUGCUAUAUAAAUUGACAAUUUAAAUGAAUCAUAAACAG